This is a messenger RNA of Mixia osmundae IAM 14324, 1944 nucleotides long. RefSeq lists its product as uncharacterized. The transcript is spliced from 3 exons. The record is from RefSeq and is a predicted model, not a curated record. NCBI's taxonomy places the organism in Eukaryota, Fungi, Basidiomycota, Mixiomycetes, Mixiales, Mixiaceae. Bases 1 to 1944 code for a protein of 647 amino acids.
AUGCUGCUCAAGCAGCUAGGACUGGCGUGCCUUGCGGUCUCGGCAAACGGCACGCCGGUCAGUCCGUCGACCAUCCAGCGGCUGGUCGAUCAGACCUUUGGCAGCAGUGCCGACUUGCUGAGCGAGUACAUCUCCACUCUCGCUGGGUCGCACUACCAGUACACCAGCACUCUCGUCUCUGCUCUCAUAGAUUCAGCGAGCCAGUCUACUGGACUCGACCUUGCAUCCUCUCCACCCACUGUAGCACUCGCACAAGGCACCUAUGCAGGCACCACCGUCAACAGCACCCUAGAUCAAUACCUCGGGAUACCGUUCGCCCAACCACCAACCGGCUCCUUACGCUUUCGAGCGCCCCAGGCUAUCAACACGAGCAGCUCGGCGGUCACUCAAGCCACCACUUCGGGCAACGCCUGUCCGCAAGGCACAGAUGCCAGUGCAGUCAGUGAAGACUGUCUCGUGCUCAAUGUACAUGUCCCUACCGGCACCGCCGCCAGCGCUGGUCUGCCAGUCUAUGUCCAUUUCUAUGGCGGCUCGCUCGCCGGAGGCUAUGCCGAUGGACCAGGAACCUAUCGUAAUCCCACCGCCAUACUCACGCGAGCCAUAGCAAACAACCAGCCUUUCAUCUGGGUCGCAAGUAAUUAUAGAAUUGGCAUAUUCGGCUUCAUGGCAAGCAGCGACAUGUCUGCCAGCGAUCUCAACGCCGGCCUGCUCGAUCAGAAGAUGACGCUUCAAUGGGUCCAGGACAAUAUUGCAAGCUUCGGUGGUGAUCCUACCAAGGUUGUCAUGGGCGGAGACAGCGCAGGCGGCUUCAGUGUUGGCCAUCACUUGCUCUACUCAGACUCGUCUCUCUACCGCGGCGCGAUCAUGCAGUCUGGCUUUCCUACAACGGGAGGCUACCUGAGUAUCGCACAAGCUCAGAGCUACUACUACACACCUUUGCUGACAUCGUCAGGCUGCUCCGAUUUUGCUUGCAUACAAGCUUUGCCUUUCGCUACCGUCUUUGCAGCCAACAGCCUCAAAUCAGCUCCUUCCGGUGUACUGCCUUACCAGCCAUGUUAUGACGGCGUGCUGGUCACUGCUCCUCCUGCUGAGCUCAUAGAAGGUGGCAGCUUUGCAAAGGUGCCCAUGAUCAUGGGUGACGUCAGGGACGAAGGCACUCUUUUUUCGCCCACCGGCGUCACAAGCGAUGCCCAGAUCGUAGCUGGCUUGAGCGCCGUCGUCGUGGGUCAAAAGCCACCUAUCAACGGCAACAUCAGCCAGAUCUUGACAGCUUAUCCCAACACGCCUGCGCUCGGCUCGCCCUAUGACACUGGCACCAAUCUCUUCGGUCUUAAUGCAGAGUACAAGCGGGUUUCCUCGAUUGCCGGCGACUUCACCUUUCAUUCGAACAGGAGACGAUUUGCGCAGUAUGCAGCAAGCAGCGGUGUCAAAGCAUGGAACUACCAGCUCGGCACGACAUCCAGUGCGCUAGCCGCUGCGUCCCAUCUGGGUAUCUCACACGGCUCAGAGAUCAUCUUCAUCUUCUUGCAUGAGACGACAACAUUUGCGUAUCAGGUGGCAGACUAUUGGAUUAACUUCAUCACUGGAUUAGACCCAAAUGGCGACUCUUUGCCUCAAUGGAACGACUACGGUCCGAGCGCCGCAUUACUCAAUCUCACUGAGAACGCAGUAGACAUGACGACAGAUGACUUUCGCAGCUCUGCUAUCUCGCUACUCCAAAGCAUAAACUCUGUACCACCGACUGACACCAGCUACGGAGACUCGCCGACCUCCACUGUAGCAGCCGCGGGCUCCAGAUCGACAGCAGCGACUUCGACGGGGAAAGCCUCGCCCUCUUCUGGGACAUCGGCAGCAUCAUCAUCAUCGGCAGCGGCACUUGACAGUCGAAACUUCGCAAGUCUGCUCAUCGCAUGUAUCGCUCUCGCAAGCUCGCAAAUGAUAUAG